Molecule: messenger RNA, 3671 nt
Organism: Nerophis lumbriciformis (worm pipefish)
Lineage: Eukaryota; Metazoa; Chordata; Actinopteri; Syngnathiformes; Syngnathidae
Product: rho GTPase-activating protein 20-like
Biological process (GO): regulation of Rho protein signal transduction; signal transduction
Molecular function (GO): GTPase activator activity
Source: RefSeq, a predicted model, not a curated record
UUGCAACUUGAGCGCUAAUAGCUAGCUAUCAUAAAUGCCAAGAUGAUUAUAAUGAAAUAGUAGAUUGAUUAAUUCAUGUUUUUAUUUCAAAGGUACGGAGGGCAGGCUGGCCAUGUCACUUCCAUUCUAGAAACCCAGACAUUUACUUUUGUGGAGAAAUUGCAUGUGAAAUAUAAAAAAACAAUUUCACGACCACCCUGUCGCACCUCUGCGGUCCCCCUGUUAAUUAAAACGAUUAAUCUAAACGACUAAUUAUUAUAAUUGACAUUUUCAUAAUAGUAACCUCAUAAUAUGAAAAAGCAUCUUGUUGCUUGACAUGUAUUUUCUUUCUCGUCUCUCACAGGGCUUUACUUGACUUCCUCCAGUGAUGUUUUCCACAAGCAGCGGAUGAAGUCCCAAAGUGUUCGACGCCAGUCCGCCCCCGCUUUGGUCAUCAGCAAGGCUCUGGCCAGGUCCAAGACGCUUUCCAGAGAGAGUCUCUCAGUUCCCGUGUUCAAAGAAACAUGCUCUUUGGUCCAGUCCUUCCUGAAAGUGCCCAACAGGUCGUUUCUCCUGCACGGGCACACUCAGCUGAAGACCGGCAUGCAGACUCAGGACAGACACCUCUUCCUCUUCACAGACAUCCUGGUGAUCGCCAAAGCCAAGUCAGCCAACCAGUUCAAACAGAAGGCGCAGGUGUGUGUGAGCGAGAUGUGGACAGCGAGUUGCAUGGAGGAGGUGUGUGAGGGAAGCACCUGCCCAGACAGGAGCUUCGUCUUGGGCUGGCCCACCUGCAACUCUGUUGCCACGUUCAGCUCGGCGGAACAGAAAGACCACUGGCUGGCUCUCCUCAAAAGACGCAUUAAAGAGGAAAAAGAGAAGGAAGAACCUAAAACCAUCCCUCUCAGGGUGUAUGGGAAGGGACUCAACACUUACGCUGUGACCAAGACUUUGCCCGUCAGCAACUCGGAUUCCACCACUGAAGUGAUCCGACUGGCCCUGCAGCAGUUUAGCAUCAUUGGCAACGUGAAGGACUACCAGCUGUGGAUCCUCUCCAAGAGGGACAACACACCUUAUCCUCUCAUUGGUCACGAGUUCCCCUUCAGCAUCCACAUGAGUCACGCCCGACAAGCGUCGUCACAGAGCGCCAUCUCGCCCGAAGACCGAGAGAGGGCGAUACUGGCGGAACAGCUGCAGGUGCACAAGCGCUGCCAGUUCAUCCUGAAGCCCCGCCCCCCUGAGGAACCGCUUCAACAGCAGGUGGUGGCAGCAGAUUUCCCCCAGAAGCCACUGAAAAGGAGGCGAUCCUUAAUCACUUGGGCCUUCUUGCGAGGUUCCUCCCCUCAGCUGGAGACGUCCACGGGGACCACGGCACAGGGCUGCUUGUUCGGUCGGCCCCUCAGCGCCGUGUGCGUAGAGGACACUUUGCCAAAGCCCGUCAUGGACAUGCUGAUCUUCCUGUAUCACGAGGGCCCGUGGACGCGGGGCAUCUUCCGGCGGCCCGCAGGCGCUCGCACCGUCCGGGAACUGAGGAACUCAUUGGAUGCUGGACAGUUUCUUCUUCCCCUGACACGGUACCACAUCUUCAUCAUCGCCGGAGUCUUCAAAGACUUCCUGCGCAACAUCCCUGGCAGCCUGCUGUGCUGUGAUCUGCAUGGAGAGUGGAUGGAUGUGUUGGAGGAAGAAGAGGCGGAGCAAGAGCGAGUGCAGGAGAUACAAAGAAUGAUGGGUAGGCUGCCCAAAGGCAACACUCUGCUGCUGCGCCACCUGCUGGCCGUGCUGCAGCAUAUCCACGGUAACGCCCAAGAGAACCAGAUGACCAGUUUUAACUUGGCGGUGUGCAUCGCUCCCAGCAUGCUUUGGCCCCCUGGAGCACUGUGCAGCCCGGAGGCGGAGAACGAAGGAACCAGGAAGGUGUGUGACUUGGUGAAGUUCAUGAUAGACCAGUGCCAGCAGAUCAUAGGAGAGGAACCAUCCUCACUCUUUGGAGCUUUUCCACAAACACUCACUGCUGAGGAGGAGACAGGACUUGGUACUAAACUCACACUCGCUGUAUCAUCUGUGUUGUGUAUCAGCCUGGUAUCACAAUCACUGUAUCAUAUGUGUUAUGCAUCAGCCUGGUAUCACACACUGUAUCAUCUGUGUUGUGUAUCAGCCUGGUAUCACUCUCACUGUAUCAUGUGUGUUAUGCAUCAGCCUGGUAUCACACUCACUUUAUCAUCUGUGUUAUGUAUCAGCCUGGUAUCACACUCGCUUUAUCAUCUGUGUUGCGUGUCAGCCUGGUAUCACACUCACUGUAUCAUCUGUGUUGUGUAUCAGCCUGGUAUCACACUCGCUGUAUCAUCUGUGUUGUGUAUCAGCCUGGUAUCACACUCACUGUAUCAUCUGUGUCAGCCUGGUAUAACACUCAUUGUAUCUUCUGGGUUGUCUAUCAGCCCGAUAUCACACUCACUGUAUCAUCUGUGUUGUGUAUCAGCCUGGUAUCACACUCACUGUAUCAUGUGUUACGUAUCAGCCUGGUAUCACACUCACUGUAUCAUGUGUUAUGUAUCAGCGUGGUAUCACACUCACUGUAUCAUCUGCUUUGUGUAUCAGCCUGGUAUCACACUCACUUUAUCAUCUGUGUUAUGUAUCAGCCUGGUAUCACACUCGCUUUAUCAUCUGUGUUGCGUGUCAGCCUGGUAUCACACUCACUGUAUCAUCUGUGUUGUGUAUCAGCCUGGUAUCACACUCGCUGUAUCAUCUGUGUUGUGUAUCAGCCUGGUAUCACACUCACUGUAUCAUCUGUGUCAGCCUGGUAUAACACUCAUUGUAUCUUCUGGGUUGUCUAUCAGCCCGAUAUCACACUCACUGUAUCAUCUGUGUUGUGUAUCAGCCUGGUAUCACACUCACUGUAUCAUGUGUUACGUAUCAGCCUGGUAUCACACUCACUGUAUCAUCUGUGUUAUGUAUCAGCGUGGUAUCACACUCACUGUAUCAUCUGCUUUGUGUAUCAGCCUGCUAUCACACUCACUGUAUCAUGAUUUGUCAUGUAUCAGUCUGGUAUCACACUGUAUCAUGAUCUGUCAUGUAUUAGCCUGGUAUCACACGCACUGUAUCUGUGUUGCGUAUCUGCCUGGUAUCACACUCACUGUAUCGUCUGUGUUAUGUAUCAGCCUGGUAUCACAUUGCGGUAUCAUCUGUGUUAUGUAUCAUCUGUUGUAUCAUCUGUUGUGUAUCAGCCUGGUAUUACACUCAUUGAAUCAUCUGUUUUAUGUAUCAGCCUGGUAUCACUCAUUGUAUCAUCUGUGUUGUGUAUCAGCCUGGUAUCACACUCACUGUACCAUCUGUGUUGUGUAUCACACUCGCUGUAUCAUCCAUGUUGUAUAUCAGCCUGGUAUCACACUCACUGUAUCAUGAUCUGUAAUGAAUCAGCCUGGUAUCACAUUCACUGUAUCAUCUGUCAUGUAUCAGCCUGCUGUCACACUCACUGUAACAUGAUCUGUCAUGUAUCAGCCUGGAAUCACACUCGCUGUAUCAUUUGUCAUGUAUGAGCCUGGUAUACUCAUUGUAUUAUCUGUGUUAUGUGUUAGCCUGGUAUCAUAUUCACUGUAUCUGUUAUAAGCCUGCUGUCACUCUCACUGUGUAAUGAUCGGUCAUGUAUCAGCCCAUACUUGCCAACCUUGAGACCUCCGAAUUCGGGAGAUGGGGGG